GGGGAAACGGGCAAAACUUUCUCCGCGUUCAGAAAGCGGGGAAGUUCCAAGCGGAGCGACACCCGUGUCCGCGCGUCUCCAAGUGCGCAGAGAAUCAACCGUAUUCAUAGACCAGGGCAGGUCGUCUCUAACCUUCCAAGAACGAUGUCCAGUUGAGAAGAGGGCCUAAAUCCGCCUGUCCUAUAACUGGAAGGAAGAUGUCAGCUACGAAUAAUUUUCUCUCUCUUUGUAUAUUUGCGAUAACCUUUUGGAAUUUCACCCACUCAACGGCAGAAAGUGGACUUGUAGCAAACUACUCAAGGAGUUCCCUGUUUACUGUCCCCAAACAUCUGCCAACACAAACCACAGUUCUGGAUCUAUCCAGUAACAGUAUAUCGAAAUUGGAAAGCUCUGAUUUUCGUUCCCUUCCCAACUUGCAAGUGCUAAUUCUGACUCAUAAUUCUAUCACAGAAAUUGAUUUGGGGAUUUUCCAGCACAAUGACGUCUUGGAGCACCUUGAUGCAUCUCACAACACGCUAAGGAAUGUUUCUGGUUUUCCUACUAAAAGCCUCAAGCAUGUAGAUCUCGCUUACAAUGACUUUCCCGCCAUGCCGCUCUUCACCGAGUUCACCAAAACAACAAAGCUGAACUAUUUUGGAAUUAGUGCUAGAAAACUUUCGAGUGUCGAAGCUCUUGUGCAUUUACAAGUGGACACGCUAUUUCUGGGCUUAGAAGAUCUUGAUGGAUAUAAGGCAGGAAGUCUUCUGGUGUUCAAUGCAAAGACAGUUCGGAUUGUGCUCCCUCAAAACGCCAACGUUCGCAUCCUCUCGGAUCUGCGGUUCAACGGUACAGAAAGUUUAGAACUUUCUAAGAUCCCAUUGGAGCAAAUGGAAGACUUAAGAACAUUUCUGACACGGCUGGAUGAAAAAAGCACAUUGCUAAAUCUAACAAUAAUCGAUAUGAAAUUGAGUUGGAAAGACCUCCUUGAUGUCUUUAAAGCAGUGGGGAAAUCCAGCAUUAAUCAUUUAAUCGUUUUAUAUCCAACCAUUAUCGAGUUCAAUGAUGAAUCUUUUAAAAAUGCAGAUCCCUCAUUAAAAAGUGUAACCAUCCAAUAUGGACUUUUCGAGACAACAAUAUUUGACCAAAAUAUUGUGUACUCAACUUUUUCAAACUUGAACAUUGACAGCUUGACUAUUUCUGAUUCUGGUAUAUUAUUUAUAUAUUGUCCUGAAACACCCAGUAGAUUUAAGUAUUUAAGUUUUAAAAACAACACAUUGACUGACACCAUAUUUCAAGGUUGCAAAAAUUUAAUUAUGCUACAAACGCUCAUUUUACAAAAGAAUAGACUUGAAGAUCUUACCAAAGUGAGCUUAAUGACAACUAGCAUGACGUCUCUGAAAUCUAUGGAUGUAAGUCAGAAUCGCUUGUACUACAAAGACAGUGAAAUCAAAUGCAACUGGGGCGAACAUAUAAUUAAACUGAAUUUGUCAUCCAACAAGUUAACAGACUCUGUUUUUAGAUGUUUACCGAACAAUAUCCAAAUGUUGGAUUUACAAAGUAAUCAGAUUUCAGCUGUGCCUAAAGACAUCAUUGAACUGACUGCUUUAAAGGAGUUAAAUUUGGCUUCUAAUAGACUCAAUGCUUUUCCAGGAUGCGGCGAUUUUAAAAACCUUCAGGCGCUUAACGUAGAGAAUAAUUUUGUUCUUGACGAGUUUUCUGAAUUCUUCCAGACCUGUCAGAAUAUUCGAAGAUUAAAAGCAGGACGUAAUCCCUUCGGGUGCCACUGUGAAUUAAGGCAGCUCAUUAAUCUUCAAAAAGAAGAAUCGGUGGUGUUAGUUGGUUGGCCUGAUAUUUAUAUGUGUGAAUAUCCCAGCGACUUAAAGGGAACUCUCUUAAAAAAUUUCCGUAUUUCUGAACUUCAGUGCAACGUGGCUCUCUUGAUUACAGUCGUUUUAGCGGUUUCGCUGUUCGUAAUAGCUGUUGUUGCCUUCCUCUGCGUCCGCUUCGACGUCCCCUGGUAUUUCAAGAUGAUCUGUCGGUGGAGCCAGGUAAAACAUCGGAUAUGGAAGAAGAAAUCGGAAGAGAUCCCCGAGAGCAUUCAAUACCACGCAUUUGUCUCCUACAGCGAGCAUGAUGCUAACUGGGUCAAAACCGAACUCAUCCCCAAUCUGGAGAAGGAAGAAGGGUCCUUAAGGAUCUGCCAACACGAGAGGAACUUCAUUCCAGGGAAGAGCGUCGUGGAGAACAUCAUCGACUGCAUCGAGAAAAGUUACAAGUCCAUCUUCGUGCUAUCUCCCAAUUUCGUGCAGAGCGAAUGGUGCCAUUACGAGCUGUAUUUUGCUCAUCACAAGUUGUUCAGUGAAAACGCCGACGGCUUAAUUCUGAUUUUGUUGGAGUCCAUACCGGCCUACAUCAUUCCCGCCAGGUACUACAAACUCAAAGCUCUCAUGGCCAAGAGGACCUAUUUGGAAUGGCCAGAAGACAAGAGGAAGCAUCCAUUUUUCUGGAAUAAUCUUAGAGCAGCUCUUCAGAUUAAACUGCCCAAUCCUGAAGAAAUGAAAGAGCUUUAGGAACUGCGUGGAGGAAGAGGAAUCUGAUGUAAUAUCGACAAGAGCUGAUGACUGUGGUUUUUAUGUUUCCCAGUAUUUCGCCCUCUUUAAUGGGAGUGACAUCUCCCAGUCUGAAACUGGUACACAAUCUGGACUCAUAGUUCCCUCCCGAAGAGCAAGUGACAUCCAUGUCCAAAAGAACCUCUGCAGAAAUAUAUCUUAUCUAUUUUCCUAGAUAGUUCCUAGGUUGGGAAACACUGCUCAUGGUCAUCCACGAGCAGUAUUAGUAUUAGAAGGAUUAAUACUGCUUUAUAUGCCUCCGGUUUUGGUUACCGUAUCAUAAAAAAGAUGUUGAGACCAGGGGUGAAAUGCUCCCGGUUCGGACCAGAUCACCCAAUCCGGUAGCGAUGGAGGCAGGUAGUUCAGAGAACCAGUAGCAAAAAUCCCUGCCCGCCCCCCAUGCCCAGCUGAGCCGCGCGAUCAUCAGAGGCUUUUUUUCUUUUAAACGCCUCUGACGAUCCAAGCUGAGUUGCCUGAUCGUCAAGCUGAGUUCGACGAUCCAAGCUGACGAUCCAAGACGAUGCCUGACGAUCCAAGCUGAGUUGCCUGAUCGUCAGAAGCAUUUAAAAGAAAAAAAAAAAAGGCUCUGACGAUCAGGCAACUCAGCUGGGAUCGUCAGAGCCUUUUGAAAGUAUUUUUUUACAACCUUUUUGCUGAAGAGGUUGUAAAGAAAAUGAUUUUAAAAGUUAAAAAAAAAAAUUGGCCACGCCCACCAAGUCACAUUACCCCACCACCACCAAGCCACGCCCACAGAACCAGUAGUAACAAAUUUUAGAUUUCACCACUGGUUGAGACUCUAGAAAGAGUACAGAGAAGAGUGACAAAGAAAAUUAAAGGCCUGGAGACUAAAACAUAUAUAAAGAAUGGUUGCAGGAACUGGGUAUGAGUAGCAGUGGUGGGAUUCAAUUUUUUUUUAUUACUGGUUCUGUGGGCGUGGCUUGGUGGGCAUGGCAAGGCUUGGUGGGCAUGGCAGGGGAAGGAUACUGUAAAAUCUCCAUUCCCAUCCCACUCCAGGGGAAGGAUACUGCAAAAUCUUCAUUCCCUCCCCACUCCAGGGGAAGGAUACUGCAAAAUCCCCAUUCCCUUCCCACUCCAGGGGGAAGGAUAUUGCAAAAUCUCCCUUCCCAUCCUACUCCAGGGGACGGAUACUGCAAAAUCUCCAUUCCCACUCCACUCCAGGGGGAAGGAUAUUGCAAAAUCUCCAUUCCCACCCCACUGCAGGGGGAAGGAUACUGUAAAAUCUCCAUUCCCACCCUACUCCAGUGGAAAGAUACUGUAAAAUUUCUAUUCCCACCCCACUCCAGUGGAAAGAUACUGUAAAAUCUCCAUUCCCACCCCACUCCAGUGGAAAGAUACUGCAAAAACCCCAUUCCCUCCCCACCCCAAGGAGAAGGAUACUGUAAAAUCUCCAUUCCCUCCCCACUGCUGGGGAAGGUUACUGCACAAUCCCCAUUCCCUCCCAAUCAGCUGGGACUUGGGAGGCAGAGAAUAGAUGGGGCGGGGACAGUCAGAGGUGGUAUUUACUGGUUCUCCGGACUACUCAAAAUUUCUGCUACCGGUUCUCCAGAACUGGUCAGAACCUGCUGAAACCCACCUCUGUUGGGAAGUCUAGAGAAAAGAAGGACUAGGGGUGACAUGAUAGCAAUAUUCCAGUAUUUGAGGGGCUGCUGCAAAGAAGAGGGGGAUUUCAACUGCUUGCAUUUGGGUUUUGUGAAGAAAACAAUGCUGUAAGUAAAUAUCUUUUUGUUUUUUUAAAAAAUGGGGUUUUUAUUAGGUGUAAUUUUGCUGACUUUUCUACUUCCUAGUUUUUCUGUUGUGCUUGAUUUUUGCUAGAAGUCAUCUUGGAUUUGUUUAAAAAUUAUCUAGGUGUUCUACAAUUUUUUUAAAAAAAAUCAUGAAAAAAAAUCUCUUCAGUUGCUCUUUCUCUGUAGAUAUCAACUGAAUUAUAUCGAUCUUCUUGCAACCUAUAAACAUCUCAUCCAAAGUAAAUCCAGGUUAAUUUCAUGGGAUUUAGUCCAAGAAAAAUGACAAUCAGAUUGUAAUCAAAAAACAUUUUCGCGCAAUUGUCCCCUCUGACCGCCAUGACAAAGUGAUCAUUUCUGAAAUAAUCUUUUGCUUGGAUUGUAAAACAGAGCAGGUGAUUGAUUGUAGUGUGUGGCAACUGUGUAGUGUAGCGUGUAGUGCUCUUAUGUCUGUUUUGAUCUACUUUUAAGCCCUCGCUGAUGUAAACAGAUCUGGACAUGAGUCAUUGUGCAAUCCCAUCUCACCGAGGUAUCUUCUGGAUUAAAAAGGAAAUUGCCCCUCAAAAAGAAAAAGGAUGGAGGGAAAAAAUCAAGUUGUAUCAUCUCCAACUUCUCUUUAAUACACCUUACAAGGCCAACAGAAUUAGGAUUUGCGAAGGCUAAUUCCAACCAAUGUGAUAAUAUUCAUGGGUUGUCUCAAAGCCAGAUGUUUUGACUGGAUUUGGCAUUUUUAGCCACUGAUCGAGUCUUUCCCAAGGUUUUGGGAUAGGCAGAUGUUGACUGAUGGCGUUAAAGGUAGCGUUGGUGGUUUUGUCAAUGCUGAUUGUCAUGGAGUUGCGCAGCACCUGUCAGAGACAAACCUGUAGACAGACAGACAGACAGACACACACACACAUAUAUAUAUAUACAGAUACACACACACACAUACACACACACACACAGAGAUAUAUUAGUAAAGAAAGG
This is a messenger RNA of Pantherophis guttatus, 5293 nucleotides long. RefSeq names its product toll-like receptor 6. The record is from RefSeq and is a predicted model, not a curated record. Gene Ontology annotation, molecular function: transmembrane signaling receptor activity; Toll-like receptor 2 binding; lipopeptide binding. Gene Ontology annotation, biological process: immune response; inflammatory response; toll-like receptor signaling pathway. NCBI's taxonomy places the organism in Eukaryota, Metazoa, Chordata, Lepidosauria, Squamata, Colubridae. Gene Ontology annotation, cellular component: plasma membrane.